This is a messenger RNA of Mirounga angustirostris (Northern elephant seal), 1620 nucleotides long. Its product is annotated as olfactory receptor 51E1. Gene Ontology annotation, molecular function: olfactory receptor activity; G protein-coupled receptor activity. The record is from RefSeq and is a predicted model, not a curated record. NCBI's taxonomy places the organism in Eukaryota, Metazoa, Chordata, Mammalia, Carnivora, Phocidae. Gene Ontology annotation, biological process: G protein-coupled receptor signaling pathway. Gene Ontology annotation, cellular component: plasma membrane.
AUGGUGGACCCCAAUAGCAAUGAAUCCAGUGCCACAUAUUUUAUUUUAAUAGGCCUUCCAGGCUUGGAAGAAGCUCAGUUCUGGUUGGCCUUCCCAUUGUGCUCCCUGUGCCUUAUUGCUGUGCUAGGUAACCUGACAAUCAUCUACAUUGUGCCGACUGAGCACAGCCUACAUGAACCCAUGUAUAUUUUUCUUUGCAUGCUUUCUGGCCUUGACAUCCUUAUCUCCACUUCAUCUGUGCCCAAAAUGAUGGCCAUCUUCUGGUUCAAUUCCACUAUCAUCCAAUUUGAUGCUUGUCUGCUACAGAUGUUUGCCAUCCACUCCUUAUCUGGCAUGGAGUCCACGGUACUGCUGGCCAUGGCCUUUGACCGCUAUGUGGCCAUUUGCCACCCAUUACGCCAUGCCACUGUGCAUGUUACCAAGAUUGGCCUGGCUGCUGUGGUAUGGGGUACUGCACUUAUGGCACCCCUGCCUAUCUUCAUCAAAUGGCUGCCUUUCUGCCACUCCAACAUUCUUUCCCAUUCCUACUGCCUACACCAAGAUAUCAUGAAGCUGGCUUGUGCUGACAUCCAUGUCAAUAUCAUCUAUGGCCUCAUUGUCAUCAUUUCUGCCAUUGGCCUGGACUCACUUCUCAUCUCCUUGUCAUAUCUGCUUAUCCUCAAGACUGUGUUGGGCUUGACACGUGAAGCCCAAGCAAAGACAUUUGGUACUUGUGUCUCUCAUGUAUGUGCUGUUUUCAUAUUUUAUGUACCUUUCAUUGGAUUAUCUAUGGUGCACCGUUUUGGCAAGCGGCAUGACUCCCUCUUACCCAUCAUCAUGGCCAACAUCUACCUGCUUGUUCCUCCUGUGCUCAACCCUAUUGUUUACGGAUUCAAGACAAAGGAGAUCCGGCAGCGAAUACUUCGUCUUUUCCAUGUGACUACCCAUACUUCAGAUCCCUAGAUGUCAGUGAAAACUUCCCUUUUACUCAAAGUUUUUCAAUUCAGAUUUUAAUGUCAACAUUUUGGAAGACAGUAUUAGCGAAAAAAAAUCUUCACUAGUAGAAACACAACUGAUUCUUUAAACAUGAAACUGGUUGGAGAAUCUCUAUAGGAUAGGGGUAGACCCAUAUACUACUGAUUUCCAUUUUAAAAUAUUUUCCCUUUAUAAUUCUCUCUGUAUAAUUAUUAGAACCAUGAAGUUGUUGUGGCUGGAGGGUUAUUCCUUCCCAUUUAACCAUGUAGUCCAAAUCUCUAAUUGCUUGCACUGAUAGUCCAUAGCAUUCUGAGAUGAGAGUGGCACAUCUAAGGGAUCUUGAUGAAAGGGUUAAGCAUGGCAAAGUAAAAUAAACACAAGAGUGCAGUACAAUCAGAUAAUCUGGCUUAAAACUGUGAUUUCCUCUUCAGAAUCCCCAACUGUUUUGGAUCCCAGGAAAAGAGAUAUACCUGGAUUUCCUUCUUCAAAAUAAUCUCCACAGAGAAUAAAUCAUUUCUGUUCUUCUGGGCACCAGCCCUUAAGAGGAGGAUUAGAAGUAGAACCUUGAAAAGACUAUAGUUACCUACAUGAAUGAGAGAGAACAUAAUCUGUUUUGAGAGUUUUCACAGCUCAUGGACACUUUUCCUUAAUUUUCUUAUCAACCUU